UCUCCUUUCUUCAACUGAAGAAAUUGCUCCGCUCCAACAAGGCCUGCUUCUUCUGCUCGCCAUCUUCCCACUGGUCAGCGACCUCAUGCUCUUGACCGGCGAUCGAGCUUUCAGAGCGAGUCUCUCGAAGAUGGAACCUCACAGAAGCUCGCUCGUCGUGCUCCACAACGCCAUGAUCGUCACCAUGGACUCCGAGAGCCGCGUCUACGGAAACGGCGCCAUCGUCAUCGAGCGCGACAGGAUCAAAGCCAUCGGCCAUUCGGUCGACCUUCUUCGCCAGUUCGGCGACGUCGCCGGCGAAGUCAUCGACCUUCGCGGCCAGAUUCUACUCCCAGGUUUUGUCAACACGCAUGUGCACACGUCUCAGCAGUUAGGCCGAGGGAUAGCCGACGACGUCGAUCUGGUGACUUGGUUGCACGACCGGAUAUGGCCUUAUGAGGCCAGCAUGACCGAGGAGGAUUCCUACAUUUCCACUCUGCUUUGCGGAAUCGAGCUCAUUCACUCCGGUGUCACUUGCUUUGCUGAGGCAGGAGGGCAGCAUGUUCCUGGAAUGGCUAGAGCGGUGGAAUCACUUGGCUUACGUGCAUGCUUGGCUCAGUCUGUCAUGGACUCCGGUGAGGGUUUGCCGGCAUCUUGGGCUGUUCGAACUGCACAGGACUGUAUGCAGUCACAGAAGGAGCUCUAUGAGAAGCAUCAUGAUACUGCUGAUGGACGUAUUAGAAUAUGGCUUGGAAUCAGGCAAAUUAUGAAUUGCACUGAUGAACUACUACUUGCAACGAGGGAUACCGCAAGAGAAUUGAAAACCGGAAUUCACAUGCAUGUUGCAGAGAUACCCUAUGAGAAUCAGCUGGUAACUGAGACACGGAAUGUUGAUCAUGGAACGGUAACAUACCUGGAGAAGGUUGACUUCUUACAGGACAAUUUGCUUACAGCUCAUACAGUUUGGGUGAACAGUACUGAGGUUGGUUUUCUUUCACAAGCUGGAGUUAAAGUUUCUCAUUGCCCCGCUGCUGCAAUGAAAAUGCUGGGAUUCGCACCUAUUACGGAGAUGCUUGACGCUGGAAUCUGUGUUUCAUUAGGAACGGAUGGUGCGCCAUCAAACAACAGAAUGAGCGUUGUUGAUGAGAUGUACCUAGCUUCACUUAUAAACAAAGGACGUGAAGUUUUCAAAAAUGGCGUAACUGAUCCUACGGCACUUCCUGCUGAAACUGUGCUCAGAAUGGCAACAAUAAAUGGUGCUAAGUCAGUACUCUGGGACGAUGAAAUUGGUUCACUUGAGGUUGGGAAAAAGGCUGACAUGCUCGUGAUCAAUGCUUCCACUUGGCAUAUGGUUCCUCUUCAUGACUGCAUUUCUGGCCUUGUAUAUUGCAUGAGAACUGAAAACAUUGAUUCUGUGAUGUGCAAUGGUCAGUGGAUUAUGAAGGACAAAAGGAUUUUAUCAGUCAAUGAGGUAAUGUUCCGAGCCUAUUCAAUUGAUUGCAUGCAACUAAUUCACCGGGGUCAAAUUGAGACUAUGUUUUUACUCCUUAUGCCUUCAAGGUCAUGUUUGUGUGGAUCAUGCCAUCAUUUUCAAUUGCCUUUCUGUAAUCCAUUGCUUUGUUUCUUUUCUACUAAGAAGCAUGAAGCUUCACAAAGUUUGUCUUCCUUCUUUUCUCUACCUGCUUGGUUAUCGAACUAUUUUGGUUCUAUCUUUUGGCAGCUACCAAAAUUUUGUAGUUGGUCUUUCUGAUGAGACGUUGAUAUUUGCUCUAGUUCUUCUCUUCUUUCUAGCCAUUUUCACGAGGUAUUUAAUUUAUGAUCCAUGUGCAGUGUCCCAGGUUUAAGAAAGCUUC
Rhodamnia argentea is the source of this 1832-nucleotide messenger RNA. Its product is annotated as 5-methylthioadenosine/S-adenosylhomocysteine deaminase-like. Gene Ontology annotation, molecular function: hydrolase activity, acting on carbon-nitrogen (but not peptide) bonds. The record is from RefSeq and is a predicted model, not a curated record. NCBI's taxonomy places the organism in Eukaryota, Viridiplantae, Streptophyta, Magnoliopsida, Myrtales, Myrtaceae. The coding region runs from base 86 to 1729 and encodes 547 amino acids. The transcript is spliced from 9 exons.